Molecule: messenger RNA, 12444 nt
Organism: Pocillopora meandrina
Lineage: Eukaryota; Metazoa; Cnidaria; Anthozoa; Scleractinia; Pocilloporidae
Source: the annotation of a GenBank genome assembly
AUGGCUUGUCAAAACGGUGGUAAAUGCGUGGAGAACUUAAUAAAAUGGUCAUACAAGUGUAUUUGUACGGAGAAAUAUACAGGAAAUCAUUGUGAAGAUGGUAAGUGAUAACCACAUAUCCAUCCAUUUUCCUUACAAGGGCUCAUCUGGUGUCGUAGGGAUCAUGUGUUUUCCUUUGAGACCGAUGUAUAAGAGACCGCAACAUACAUAAUUUCCACAAAUUUUAUUCUGUGUGUUUUUUCUCUCAGAUGUAGACGAGUGUUUCAACAUUCCCUGUCAGAACGGUGGGAAAUGUAUCAACAGAAAUGGCGAUUAUCGAUGUGAUUGUAACCAUGGAAACAGUGGCAAGAACUGCCAUUUAGGUAAAUAUAUUCGGGCUCCUUACGCUUUCCAAAAUGUUGGAUAAUUUAGGAAUAUGUAAAUGAAAAAAAAAUUGCACACAUUUUUAUUUAAGCAAUGUGCAUUAACUUAAAAAAAAUCUUGCAUACGUCGCCUAAUGUUUGAGGAUUUUCACGAAUAGAUUAUUAAAAUAUGAAGCUAGCGCCAGUAAUUAGUUUGUGAUAAUGAGUAUUACUUUGAUUUUCAGAUUGCAAGGUCAACAAAGUUGAUCUGGGGAUUCUAAUUGAUGGCUCUGCUAGCGUGCAGUUCUACGGAAAGGACAACUUUCAGAUUAUUAAAGAUUCUAUAAAAACCUUUAUACGAACAUUCAAUGUGUCAAGUGGUUUAACACGUGUUGGAGUUAUCGUUUUCUCCACAAAUGCCACAGCAGUGUUUAAACUGGACAGUUACACAACUCAGUCAGACGUUGAACAGGCGAUUGAUAACAUAACGUAUCCUGCUGGCGGCACAUAUACUGGAAAAGCCUUAACAAAGGCUGCAGAAGAUUUGUUUGGCCCAAACUCGGUACGAUCAAGCAAUGUUUCCAAAAUCCUGGUCGUAGUUACAGAUGGUGUUUCCACGGAUGACGUCACUCAGCCAGCCGCGCUACUCAAGAACAUUAACGUGGUCCCUUAUGUUGUUGGAAUUGGUUCAAACUAUGAUGUUUCCCAGCUCGAGCAGAUAGCUGUCAAUGCCACGAAUCGGGUUUUCAAAACUGAAUUUAACUCACUUUCGGAAACUUUUAUCAGACUUAAAGGAAAGAUCUGUCAGGGUAUUUAUCUUUUUCAUAAUGUUUGUUUUAAUAUGAGAUUAUUGGGGCUUCCUAUGACCAUUUUCCUCUGUUAUUUCAUCCGCAGAUUUGGAUAAAUGUGCGGAUAAUCCCUGUAGGUUUGGUGGUGUUUGCCAAAAUAAUGGUUUGAAUUGUACGUGCGCGCAAGGUUUCCAAGGAGCAGAAUGUUCUGAAGGUAGGACGAUUAAAAUGAUGUGCAAGCAUGCUUCCAUAAAAUGACGCCACAGAUCUGUUUGAUACCAUUAUACUUUUGCUUUUACUGGUGCAUAUCAAAUAAUAACAGUAUCAAACUUCGUUGCACUAUUGAAAAAUAUCUCGCAUUAGGUCCAUUAGGAAAACAAACGGUUAAUUCAGAUGUUUCAUACGCUCCUAGGAGUUGUGACAAUGGCUUUUGAUCCAAAUGUAUUGUUGUUUCUGUUACCAUAUUGUCUCUUUUUACACCACUAGAAUGUGAGACGUUUUUUUUCAAUUUUAUGCUAUCAGAUGUAAAAGAAUGCUCAAACGUAAGUUCCAACUGCACUUUUGGAAAACGUUGCACUGAGACCUUUGGUGGGUUUGAAUGUACAUGCGCUAAUAGUUCUCUGUACGGUGAGAAUUGCACCAGAGGUGAGUGAUUUCAAGGAACUUUAUAAUUAUGAUUGUUCACCCGAGAGGAGGUCAAUAGUAGUGGAGAAUUACCGAGCCAAAUAUCCACCACUUUCACCAACACUUAGGAGAAUAAUUACUUUAGCAUAAACCACACAAUAAAAUACAACUUGGUUUAUUCCUGCAAAAAUUGGUCGGAAAUUGAAUUGAUGACGCGCAAUUUGGUGUCUUCGGAGGUGAAUAGUAAUUCCUAAUCACUUACUGACCAGCCAAUCAGCACGUGCGAAAAGCACUAUUCACCUGUGUGGUCUACGCGGACUAUCUUUAUUGCAGAAACAACCUACCUGAGAGUGAAAACAUAAUGAAUUAUUUUGUAAACAGCCAAACAAACAGAAAAAAAAAUUUUAAAAAAUGAAACAAACAAAUAAAACAUGAGAAAAAUAGAAACUGGAUAGAAGACUAGAUUUCUAAAUCUAGCUAGUUGACACAAAAAUGAUCUACUGGUCUGCUGAGACGCUGAUAAUUUCAUUGACCAAGAAGUAGACAUAACGACGUAUACAGAAAAAGAAACACAUUAAAAUAUGCAGACGUACACAAUGACCAAAUGAAAUACUAUAACCAUACCUUAAAGAAUACUUAACUUUCUGAUUGAAUUUUGCUGUUCAGAUUGCAGCAACAAUGGCUCCACAGUACUGUUUCUUUUGGACAGAGGAAAAAAUGUAGGAAAAGACAACAUAAAGCAUCAAAUCGAGUUCAUCAUCUCGGUGGCAUCUUCCAUUUCUAUCGUAGACGUUGCAGUCAUUUCCUAUGCAACUGAUGCUGAUAUUGUCAUCAGACCUGGGCAAGCAUCGAACUUAACCGAAUUUUCUGAAACUUUACGCAGCGCGAAUUAUUCCAUGGGUUACAUGAAGAACUUGGGUGUAGCAUUACAGAAAGUUCAAGUGAUUGAAGAAAUUUAUAACCACUCAAAACCAGCAGUCGUAGUUGUGAUGAUAAUGGGGAAAUCAAAUGAUGAUGAAGCGCCAUAUGCGGCAGAAUUGAAACAAAGAGGUGUUACUGUUGUAGCUGUACCCUUGGAUAACAAUUAUAAUCUAGCAGAGUUGAACUUGUUGGUGUCAAAGCCAUCUACGGACCACAUUUUGGCGACGGACGUUUCAAAUUUGAAGCAUUUCGUUAGUAGAACAAGAGACGCGGUUUGCAAAGGUACUUAUGACACGUGGCAAGGGUAAUCCUUCACUUGUUUUGAUUGUUGAGGGGAAUAGGAGGGGGUCAUGUAAAUUAGUGGUUAUUGUAAUUAAACCUUCAAAUAAGAUUUUGCAAAAUGAGACAGUGCUAAAGAGGCAACUCUUGAACAGAGGGGAACAGUGAUAGUUAAUAUUAAAAAAAAUUCGUUGAUUUCUAGGGACAAACUAAUUAUUAUUUUGGCCGUGAUGAGGAACAAAGUUAAGGUUGAGGAAGUUUAAAGACGCAUUAAUGAGGAUGUGUGAACCUAUGCUUUGUGUUAGAACUUGUUGUUGCCUUCAGUCGCCAAAAAUGCGUUCCCAUGGCAGGAUUAGAAAAUCGUUCUCCUACACCUUUCUUCUACACACUUUGUAAGUUUAAUUGCGGCCACCAAAUUUUUAAUUGGUUACUUAAAGAAUUACGGGUAAACAUCAAUAAAGAGGAUCAUAGAUCAUACUGCAAGAAAGAAAACUUGCCAAACAAAAAAGUGUUCAUUAAAUCAUAAGAGUUGAAACAUGAUCAUGUAUGUUACAGGGAAGUUUUUCUAAGACAGGCUUCUCAAAAUUAUACGAAAAGACAGUCUCUCUCUCCUUCUUAUCGUCAGCUUGGAAACCAUGCACCAGUUCAGACUGUCCGCCUACGCACGAAUGUAAAAAUAAUUAUGGACAAGAUGGAGGGUUUCGCUGUAUUCCGCGUGAGUAAAAGGAAAAAUAUAGAUAUUAUACUUGCUUGAUAACCUGAACUUUGUAGAUGAAAGACCACAUGGGGAUUCUUUCUUAUUGAUGGCAUUCACUUCAGGUUAAGGAGAAUAAUGGACUCUGUAAGUGACUCAUGUCCUUUCUGCCCACUCUCAGCUUCACAAAGCCUCAAAACAAGAUAAAAUCCAUAUUUUAAAAUAAAGUUUUGACUCUCUUUAAAUUUAAUUUAAGAAAGAACAGCCUGGUUAAAUGCAACAUUUCCGCGAAAAGCGUUUCUAUCUAUCACGAGACUGGCCCUUAUAUUUGGGUAUUUAAACCCUUUUUAUCUGGCAGUUUUGGUAAACUCUAUGAACACCAAUCGUCGUUCGGGGUUCUUUCAUUUUUUGCAGUCAUUAAACAUGUUGAGUUGAAACCGCUGAUAUUUGAAUCAACAAAAAACCACUUUUUUUUUCAGCCCCCUCUGUGUGUGAGCCUAACCCUUGCAAGAAUGGAGGAAAAUGUCAAAUUGUCGGCUACAACGUGCACAAUUGCACUUGUCCAGCAGGGAUCGGAGGUGUAAACUGUACGGAAGGUCUGUAUUACGUUGGUUUUUAACCUUCGAGAUUAACAGCUUGCAGAUAAAAAUCAAGUCAACUUACUAGUCAGAAAGCCUAUCGGUCAAGAGCAGCAAUGACAUGUCUUCCAAAACGAUACAACAUAAAAGUCUAAUUGUAACUAAUCAUAUGAAAGUAGAGUGGCUAGAAAGAAUCAAAGAAACACUCAAACAACAAAUUAAGAGGGACACAAAUCAGCAUUAAACCUUAGUGGUCUGAGGUGGAGUGCCGUUGUCUAUAGAUAACUUGUCAGUAUCUUACAAAAGCGAUCAGGCCGCAAUGGAGGUAACGUAACAUUACUUCUCUGAAAGCAUACACGUAGCGUUCACUGAUAAUUUAGGAAGUUUUCUCAUUAACUUAAAAGGACGUUCUUAUGUAUUUGAGUAUUUUAUUUUUGCGACACAUGCAUUGCAGAUAUCGUAAACGAAUGUGAUUCAGCACCCUGCAAAAACGGCGGGACUUGCCGAGAUCUCCUGGGGGCUUUUACAUGCAAUUGUACAGAGGAAUUUUCUGGAAAGCAGUGCGAAAUUGGUAAGUGCUUUUUGCAUGUCUCAUGCGUUGGAAAUAGCUUAGAAUAUUUCCAGUUUUUCAUUUACGUACCUUAUUACUCACGGACUGACUGACUAACUUGCAACCAGGCCCUCACUAAGAACGAUGCAUGAUGCGCGUUUCUCUGUCCGCGGGAGGGUUGGAGACAAGGCGCUGGAGUCAGGGAAAAGUUUGCAAGAGGUCAGGCGUUGUCAAUGCUAUUUUCGAAAAAAAAGCUCGUGCCAUCAUUAACAGGGGGGGGCCUUCUCGCAGUCUUCUGACUGAGUGAUUGAACGGUUGUUUGAAUGUUUUAAACCAAGAAAGGAUAAAGUUUACGUCCUCUUUUAUCUUCUCUCCAAUGAAUGAUCAGGCAAACUGUACGCUACCACGCCCUGUUCUAUGAAUUUGGAAAAGAUGCUGAGUGUAUCGUUCAAAUAAAUCUUUAAAUUUAUAUCACCUUUUCUUUUGCUUUAGCUUGUUCAAGUCAACGAUUCAAUUUGGUCUUCUUGGUCGACGGAUCUGGUAGCAUAGAACUCCAAGGAAAGGGAAACUUUCAACGUUCCAAAGACUUUUUGAUUGCUCUCGUACGAGAAUUUGAAAUUGGUCCGGACCAAGCUAACGUUGCCACUGUUCUGUAUUCGCAAAAAUAUCGCAUAAUCCAUCACUUAGAUACCUUUAAAACAUUGGUUGGAGUAGAGAACGCAAUUCAAGGCAUGGGUUUUCCAUCAGGUGGUACACGUACUGGGCAAGGUUUAAACGUGAUUCGCAACGAGAUAUUCAAAAAUUUAGGAGCUGCCAGAGAAGAUGUUCCUAAAAUUGUGGUUGUUUUGACUGAUGGAUUGUCUAAAGACAGUGUAGUUGAUCCAUCUCGUGCUCUCCGAGAUAUGGGAGUGACAAUUAUUACUGUCGGUGUUGGCUGCUGUUUUUACAAGCCUGAGCUAAACGAGAUGGCGACGGAUCCUGAUAAAGAUCACGUUUUUGAAGCUAAAUUUUCAGAUCUACCAAAAAUUGUGGAGUCUCUUCGUGAAAAGAUUUGUUCUGGUAAGCAAAUAGAUAUAUUUCGAAUUAAAAGACCUUUGUCUCAAGGAACCUUUGAUAUGGAAGCUAGCAUGAGUUCAGUAUAUUUUGGUUUUGUCAAAUGAGCUGAUUAUGCAAGUUACCCCCUCUGACGCAGCCCCUUUGCUCGUUAAUAUCAUUUCACUCAGGCUGCUGUCGAUUAAGGCAUUCCGCUGCCAAGUAAACGUAUGAAUGGCUACUGGUGGCAUGUUCGAUGGAAGACGUUUUGCCUAUAUUUUUAAUAUGUUUUUUUUGUUUUUCAAUACAAAGUAUAGUGCUGCGUAAAAAUGCAGCAUUAGAUGGGCGUUUUAUUCCCUAUGUAUGCAUUUUCAUCGCUUUUUUGUUCCAUUACACUGCAGCUGUAGACGUUUGUAGAAAUAAUCCGUGUGAGAAUAACGGAACUUGUACCAGCUUACGGGAUGGUUUUCAAUGUAAUUGUUCAUCAAGUUGGACAGGAAAGAAUUGCUCAAUUGGUGAGUUAGACAAAAACGUUUUAUGGCUUCUUUUCUUUCACUUGUACUUGACACAUUUCUUAUUCAGGAUUUAACAGUACUUGUAAUAGGUUCCUUCAAAUAGCUUCACCUGUCUUUGAUGACACUACGUGCAACCACUUAAGCAGUGACAGUUUCAACUGAGUAUUAAAAAGAAUUCGUACAUUGCUAUAUUUUUUUUAAUUGCUUAGUGGUUGUGCUAGAAAAAAACUCCCAUCGCCUUCUCAACCAGUCAGUCACUUAUGACUUAGAGAAUAGCAAAUAUCUAUUACACCCUUUUCUCGGGCUUCAGGCGGUUUGUUGGUUGCCUUCUUUAAAUUUUUUUUUAUUUUUACAUUUUCCGUAGAUGUCGACGAGUGUUCUACCAAUGCGACAAAAUGCAAUGAAAACCAAGCUUGUCAUAACUAUCCUGGAGGAUCAAGUUGUCUUUGUAGUGACAGCCGAUAUGGUUAUAACUGUACCAUGCGUAAGUAAACAAAAGUGAUAUGUAAUAUAUUCGUUUUCAUUCUAAAGUUAUUCUUUAGAUGGGAAGAGAUUACUCAAGCGCACGGUAGCUUGGAGGCACUCGUCCAUUAACAGAACUGUAUUACGCAUUGCGACUUUCGAAACUGAAAUUUCAAGAAUUUCCUUUGUGAUAUUGAUUUUCUUUUUAUAACCAAUGUGAUUAUUUAAAUAUUGGUUCUACGGUACUAAUAGAAAUGCUCUCUAGAAAUGAGGGUUUCAAAUGACGGUAAGAGAUCCGUGAUUGCUCUCAAGGCUGAAAUCAUGACUUAAGGUUAUGUUCGUCUUUCUUUUCAUUUUGCUUGUAUUUUAAGGUUGCAAUCAAACCAAGGCUGAUGUUGCUUUCCUCGUGGAUAGCUCUGCCAGCAUUAACCAGGGAGACAAAAAUAACUAUCAACGAAUCAAAGAUUUCAUCGCAGGAUUUGUCAAGUCUAUAGUUAUUGGACAGAACGACACCAGAAUUGGACUUGCCACCUUCUCCUCGGAAAACAGUUUUAGAGUUCAUUUCAAUUUUACUGAAUAUUCCGCCACGAAAGAGUUGGUCAAUGCUGUACAGGGUAUUCCUUAUGACGCAGGUGGCACUUAUACGGGCGCCGCAUUGACUCGAAUAAGAACAGAUAUCUUCAGCUUGGCCAGAGAGGGAAUUCCCAAAAUUCUCAUCAUUUUAACAGACAGUAAAUCGCAAGACAAAGUGUCAGUUCCAUCGAAAAGUCUACGCGAUGAAGGUGUUCAUAUCAUCUCAAUUGGUGUCGGUAAUGCUGUGUACAGUGAGCUCGCAGAUAUGGCGUCUGAACCUGAUAAUGAGAAUAUCUACAAAGCAACGUUUGAUUCUCUUAGUAACAUUUUUGGAACUUUACAGGAAACUGUUUGCAAAGGUAAUUGGAUUUUUAGAAUAAAUACGUGGGUGAGGUUACUCUUUUCCGAUAAGGGGAACUUACAGAAGCGUUUUUUUGCAUCUGAGCAUGUCAGGUUUUUAUCACUAUUUCUUGGGCACAGAAUAACUUUUUCUCCUUUUCUCCUUGACUUUUUAUAGAACAGAUAAUUAGGUGGAUUACUCUUUUCCAGUAAGGGAACUUACAGAAGAGUUUUCUUGCAUCUGAGCAAGUCAGGUUUUUAUCAUUUUUCCAUAGGCACAGUAUGACUUUUCUCCACAAUUUGUUUACUCUCUCUCUCUUCAGUUGUACAAAACAAUACAGACCCUUGUCUAAGCAAUCCAUGUCAGAAUGGAGGAAAAUGCGGACGUUUCACCAAUAAAUUUAAUUGUACAUGCUUAGCUGGUUUUACUGGAGACAAAUGCGAGACAGGUGAGUGAAAGUCGUUUUUAAAAUAUUGACAAAAAAUAAACGUUUUACUUCAAAAAAUAAAUGUAAUGUCCGGCUUAUAAGCUGAUAGCUGCCAUCGAUAGCGACUAAACAAAAAAUGUUUGCCUUUUCGCAUUCCUCAGCUGUUAGGUUAGUUCGGAAUCGUGUGGAAGUUGGUAAUAUUUGUCGUAAAUUUGUCUUUACUUUGUUUUGCCUUUAGUUACAAAACUCGACAAGUGUACUCCUUCGCCGUGCUUAAAUGGCGGGCGAUGCGCAAACGCUAAUCAGACCUUCCGCUGCUUCUGUACACGCGGUUACUAUGGAAACCGCUGCGGGUCAGGUAAGUAAAUUUCUAACUUAACUAUUGAUUAAAAGCAGUUUUACUUGGGUUAUACGCAACGUUUUCAUAUCACACUACUAUUCAAAAAAAAAGAUAAUCACCACCAUCAUCAUCAUCGUCAUUAUCACUCCCACCUGAGUUAUGCGACAUGAUGUGUCAGCGAUUGCUUGUCAUUAAUCGUAUUUUCUUUAUGAUUCUCAUAUCGCGCAUCAGCACACACACACACACACACAACAAAAACCACGCGUCAUCAUUUCUCACCUUCAUUAAGGUAUCAAUGGUAUUACCAAAGUUAUCGUUAUCACGCAGGUCGUAUCAUCGCGGACCUCGAUUUAAAGACCAGUGCUAUGUUUUUGAUUGCUCAGUGUUUUUAACAACACCUUGCUGUAUCGUUUACGUUAUGUACCACGGUCAACUUGACAUAAUAUUUGCGUUUGAUCAUUCAGGCUGUGGAUUUAGGGAGCUGGGAUUGAAGAUACCCAAUACGCGUCGAAUCCCAGACAAACACGUGACUUCAUCUUCAGAGAGGGACACCGGUCACUCUGCUCAUCGCGGGAGGAUUGGUAUCGAAGUUAUGGGAACGUGGGAUGACGGGUGGUGCUCAUCGCAAACAGACACAACGCCUUACAUGCAAGUGUUCUUUGGUGCGUAUAUGUAUUUCAUCCCUUCAGAUCAGGAAAACGUAUUAAAUAAAGAAAUGAUGGACGUAAGAAAUUUCUAACGUUUAAGUGACAUGGGAACGAAUUAGUUAGAAAUUGAUAUUCUUAUGGCCGGUUGAAUGGGUUCACGUGCCAUCAUGGAGGUUUCGGAUUAUUUAAUUGUUAUUCCAAGACAAUAGAAAUACGAGUUAUCGAAACUGCUCAUCUGAAAUGGGUUAGACCUACAUCACACAGGGAAAAAAUGAAACGGCACUAGACACUUACUCGAUUUCUGUGUUCUGUUGUGUUUUUUUUUGCUUUUUUGCUUGAGUUUUUUCGCUUUCUAGGAUCAAAUUCAUGUAGUGCAUUUGUCAUCCCCCCCCUCCUCUAUCCCCUACCACCUUCCACUCACUCACCAACUUUUUUUUUCUUUUUUAUCGAGUAGAAUAUCUGACAAAUAUCACUGAGAUUGAAACCGAAGGAGUCGAAGAUGAAACGAAUAAUUUGUGGGUUGAAAGUUACUACGUUUCAACGAGCAACAGCACAGAGGGGAAUUCUUUUGUCAACUACACUGAAGAUGGAAAAACCAAAAUUGUAAGUAGAUGAUUAUUAUAAUCUGACAUUUUUAACGUCCCCCAAAAUAAGUUUAAAGUAUUUGUUACUCGAUGCUUGAUGCUCGAUCUAUGCGAGUAGCGAGACCAAUAACCGAGUAUCAAGAGUCUAGUGACGAUAAUCAACUACAGAGGUCGUAAAGGAUUAAGUCAAUCAAUUUUCUAAAAUGUUUCAUCGCUGAUUUUUUUAGUUCAAAGCUAACACAAGGAUUUCCGGGAAAAAUGUUUCUCUCCACGGAACAAGCGCUCAUUUUGUUCGAAUUCAUCCACUUAAUCACACUGGAUUGUUUGCCUGUUUGCGGGUAGCGAUGUACGGUUGUGACAAAGGAGGUAUCUAUAAUCUGCUUUACGCGUUUUUCCUGUUUUUAAUAAUUUUAUAAGCAGAUGCAUGUUUUAGUUUUAAAGAAUUAAAAGAUCUUAGCAGCAAUAAAUCCGGAAAGGAUCGGAACAGAAGCAAACGGCGAGGUGAUAUUUUAUCAUGACAUUAAUCAAUUGAUUGUCCAGUUACUGCACAGAGCAAUCGUAGAAAUCGCGUAAAUCAGUUAAUUUACAUUACUAAUUUGCUCAUCUACUGAUUCAUUUGAUCAAUUUUUUAAAAUAUCCAUAAAUUUAUUUGUUUAUUUUUUAUUCCACUUUCAUUGUCUUACCAGGCGACUUCAAAGAAUUCCCAACCACUUUGGCGGAGAGGCUUGACAAUGCUGCUUUCGCCAAGGACCCACUGUUUGAUACGUAUUUUGCUGGUACGUUCCAAUCUGUGAAGUUUACCUUAAUAAUCAGACACUUUCGGUUUUCGUUAUGUUUCGCUUUGUUAUUUUGUUUUCUUUUUUGUUUUUGUUUUUGUUUUUCACCAUCUAGAGUAUGUUUUUAACUCGUUGAUUUCUAUUUUUCAAUUUGAAACAGCCAUACCAAUUGCAGUGUUUGUAUUCCUCUUACUGGGUUCGUUAUUUUUCCUUUUGCUUCCUCUUAGGUAAGUCAAACAAAUAUUCCUAACAAAAAUAAUAGUUAUGGCAGAUUUGUCACGAAAGGCAUUCCAUUCUUGUAUUGAUAUAACAUACACAUAUGUAAUAAAGCCAUAUUUUUUUACUGGUUAUGGAAGGAAAUCUUAAGUAAUUGUGCACGUUAUCGGGCACAGUAAAAUUUGGUUAACUCUCGUCUUCCUGGUUAAAUUGAGUGGACUUGAGACACGCACCAAUUCCUGCCUGUUCUCUGUGGUGCUUCCGCCUAUGAUAGCCUAAUAAAAAUCUUCAACGAAGUGACUUAGUCAUCUGGUCUUGAAUGAAAACAAACUAAUGACAACUCAAUGGAUUAUUCAGAUAACGUAAAGCGCAGAUCAAUAUCAACAGUCAAUGUUAACGGUGCGCGAAUAAAUUCAAAAUAUCAGUUCAUUCAUUUCACUCGUCCUUUUCAGGACUCCUUCUCCGUCAGGGCCGUCAGUGAGAGAAAAUAUAAUUCGAUUCGAACAAGAACCACCUCAGCAAGGCGCUAUUCCGCUUGUCCCUACAUAUGAAGUCCAGUCCCUCAGCAUGGAACUCGGAGAAGAGCCUAUUUUGCAAGUGGAGGGUGUUAAUACCGCCUCGAACGACGCACUUUUCUCCUACGACAACAAGGUAACUUAAACAGCUAGAAAAUAAUUCACGAAGGGACCUUUUCUAUUGCUCUCCUCUCAGGUUACAACACAGGAGGGAAAAUUGCGACUGCAGUCCCUCCAGCAAGUCGAGACCGAAAUUUGAACCAUUUUACCUGUUCCUCAAAUUCAAAUCCAAGGGAAUUGUUUGGCACAUGUUCUGAGCUUUUAGAUUCAAGGAUCAAGUCUCCGACCUUUUCCAUUUAUGUCAUGGUUGCUUCAUCGUGUGAACGGCCAAAGAGACUCUCAGGGACAUGUUCCCUGAGCAUGUCUCCCUUAAACCAGAUUCAUUUUUUCUGUAUAAGGAAACUUACGGAAUACCAUAUAAAUGCAAGGGGUGUUUAUCAAACUGCGAUGUAUUUCCUUGGAACUUAAAUUUUGUUGCUAAGAAUGCACUUAUCUAGUGUAUGCUUAUUAAGUUCUUGUCUCUUUAAAUCUCUUCUUCCAGAUUUUCAGUUUCGACCGUCAAGUGGGUUUAGCUAGCCAAGGCCAGAGCAAUCUCCUAUGAGCACCUGAGAACGGUUUAUCCUUUAAACCCUAGCAUCAGUUUACGUAUUCUCCAUACUGUUCUACAUACAUUUCCUAAGAUGUCGACAAGGAGAAUUUGUUAAACAAGCAAGAGCUUCUUUAGUGAAUGAUCAUUUCCUUUUACUCUCGUGACCCUAAUGUGUUCAUCAGAGGUUAUAUUGCGAAGAGAUUCCAGUCACUCUAUGGCAGUCAAAGGGUUAAUGGUGGUUGUAAAAAUGUUUCCUUCCACACCUUAAAAUUAACAACACGCCAUGGUACAAUUUGACAUAAUUGACAUGUAUAAUUCAAAAUGACAAUUUAUAAACAUAUUUUUAGUUGCAAUACACUGCUAUAUAUUAAUCAUCAAAGGAGGUGACUUUUCCUGGAGAUUCUAACAGAUAUAGAAAGAAAAAGGACAUCGCUAAAAAUGCAAUUGUCUUAAAAAUCCUGAUGCAAUUUCAUGAGAGAUCAAAUUACUUUUUUACGUUCAGUAAAUCUAGUUUUCUUUUGUUUUCAGUAUUUGUAUUAUUGUCCUGUAGUUGUAUGAUAAAUGGAAAAUGAAUUAAAGUUAUGCAAGGCUCU